This is a messenger RNA of Trichomonas vaginalis G3, 3474 nucleotides long. Its product is annotated as TOR signaling. Gene Ontology annotation, biological process: TOR signaling; cellular response to starvation; positive regulation of protein serine/threonine kinase activity. Gene Ontology annotation, cellular component: cytoplasm; TORC1 complex. The transcript has a single exon. Bases 1 to 3474 code for a protein of 1157 amino acids. NCBI's taxonomy places the organism in Eukaryota, Parabasalia, Trichomonadida, Trichomonadidae. Gene Ontology annotation, molecular function: protein-macromolecule adaptor activity; protein binding. The record is from RefSeq and is a predicted model, not a curated record.
AUGGAGUCUAUCGGCGCCUGGGAAAAUCACGUCGAAGACUUAGUCGAAGAGGAAGCUUCUAGGGUUUGGCAUCCAUUUUAUGAUAGAUAUAUAAACACUAGAGCGAGCCAUGAAAUUGGUAUUCCUCAAAUUUCGACGACAGAUCCUGCUAUUCAAAUUGUCUGCAAAUUGGCGGAAAAUUUAACUGCAACAGAACACUUUGAGGUAGAUGAAGAUACUUUACCGCCGAAAGUUUUCUGUUGGAAUGAUAUUUCAACAAUUGAUGCAAAAACAGCGAAUAAAAUGAUAAAAGCAGGUAUAGAAAAGGAAUACUCACAUCUAAUCAACAAUUUCACCAUAGAUUUUCAACCAGUUUCCAUUGGAAAUUCUGAUCCAAUUCCAAUAUCCAACGAACACUAUCAGCAACUGAUAUACCAUAUUAUCGAUCCUACAUUAGGUACAUCUCAGAAGAUUGUUGCCAAAUCGACUGGCUUAUCUGUCAAAGGAUUAUCAAGAUCUACACCAAAUCUCAAAGAUCUCGCGAAGAAAGGCUACAAACAGCAAGUUGAUAUGCCUCUACAAUCACUUCCGCUACAAGAAGACCCAGAAGCAAUCAAAAGAUUGGCAGAUCAAAUCGAUUCAAACUCAAUUUUCAUUAUAGACUGUAAUUAUGCAAAAAACGUGGCAGACAUCAUACAUACCUCAGACCAAUUUGUCACAAUUUUCGGUGCGACCACAGAUACAUUGCAUUAUACACCUCAAGUUCCUUAUGAUUUAUUUACUUCAUGUCUUUUGACUCCUGCGAGCGUUGCAUUGCUGUGGCUGUCAAAGGACUACUCAGAUAUCAAGUCAGGAGUACUUACAGACUACGAUAUCGUAACUUUGAUUGAAAAAGUUCAUGAUUCAAAAAUUUCAAAUCCUAUUAUCGAUAUGAUCGAAAUUUGUUUGCAGGCAUGUGUCGACCAAAUGAUAUUCAAAGCUUACGAAGAGAUGCCAGAGCGUUUUUACAAAUCUUUCAGAACUACACCGAUUAUGUCGAAACUUUGUACGAAUUUCAUAUUCGCAACACGUGUAAUGAAGUCGUAUUCCAUGACUCCGUUCUCGUAUCCUGAUUUUCCUGAUUUAUCUCAGCAUCCUUUGUGGGAUUCUUUCGAUGUACACGUAGAUGAAGCUCUUUUUGGACUAAUGGAAGCAGCAAAGCCUACUCCACAGACAGAAAUAUCUCUUGAUACUGUUUUGAGGGAACAAUUAACUUUAUUGGAAAAUUGGCUUUGUUUUCCAAACAAAAAGAGAAAUCCACCAGGUGAAUUCCAGUAUAUUGCUCCAUUGUUAGACCUUCCGCAGUAUUUCGAAGAAACAAUCCAUAUUUGUUCCAAAUUUUUGAGAAUUUCGAGAAGAUUUGUUGUCGGAUUCUUAAGUACGAAAGCAUUUUCAUCAUUAGCAUUGAUCAUUAAUGAUACACAACGAGUCAAAGCAAUGUCAGAUGAAACAGCCGCUGACUUUUCUUAUGUGGUCUUAAAUUGUUUAUUGGUGUCUCCCCCUCUUAAAACUGCUUUUGAGAACCAUGUAGAUUUUUGGAUCGAAAGAGUGCAUAGCGAGCAUAAGGAACUCAGAACUAUCUCUCUUGGCUGCCUAUUGUUGUUUUCUGACUCUCCUGGAAAAGUUGACCUUUAUAUUCAGAGUGGCCUCAACAAAUUCAUUGAACAAAUGAUGCAUGCGUCAUCAAUUCGUCAAAGAGCGCUUGCUCAUCUGCUUCUUUCGACAAUGCAUGAAGAUUUUACUUUCAAACAUGAGGAAUUCUUCGAAGAAAAGCAUCCAAUGGUCAGAGCCUCAAUGGUAUCGCAGAUAAGAGCUAUAAUUGAGAAGAAGAAAGACCAAUUGAACGAUGAAAUGAAAGAAUUUAUUUUCAUUAGUUUGAUUGAUGGUUGCAAUGACUUGGAUGCAAUGGUCAGAGAAGAAUCUCUCGUUUCCUUGUCCUAUUUGAUCAUGAUUGACCCUGUAAGAUUCAUAAAUAGACUUGAAGAGUUCCCUGACUUCGAUAAAGACGCAACUGAUCAUAUAAAUACCACGAUCCUUACAUAUCAGAUGCAAACAAUGACUUUCGACCCUUCUUUACGAACAUGCGAAAGAUUGAUCGAAUUUAUGCAGUUCAUUGACGCUUGUAUGCCUGAAGAAGCGCGUAGAAUAUCCCAAGAAAGGGUUCCGUCGAGGUUAAAAGUUCCUUCUGAGCGACCAAAGUUGAUAAGAUUCAGUGGACGGUCAAGUAACAAAGAAAAAUCGAAUGAAAAGACAGCCAAUGACAUGCACAACAUGAGAUUCACGUUCAAUACCAAAUCAGAAGUAGAAGAAAACGAAAAACCGAAAGAAAAGAAGACAAGGUUCUCUUUCUCCAAGAAUUCGAGGGAUCCACCUCCUCCACCCCCUGUUGUAAGGCGAUAUAUCAAGAAAAAAGCCCAAGUUUUGUCAUCAAAUGUAUCAAAUGCGCUUUUGACGACAAUUUCACGUUCUCUUGAGAGUUCGAUCGAACCGUUAGCAUUUAUAGAAUGUACACUAGAGAAUAGCCACUCCAACUCCAAACUUGUAGGAAAUCCUUCGAUAUCUCCUUCAGGAUUGCUUUGUUGUGCAGAUGAAAACGGAGCAUUGCAUGUACAGACAUCUUCAAACAUGUUGAAAGGCCACAGAGUCUAUGAUUUCUUCCGUCCUCACGUAACAAAAGAAGGAAUGCCUCCUUCCAUGUUCCCAAUGAUGAAAGCGAGAGAAGACUACAAGGAAGAAGUCAUAUUUAACGAUUUCAUUGACGAUUACCACUUAUUGGCCGUUUCCAGCAGAUCUCAAGUUAUAAUUGUUGAUACAAUGAGUUUAGAUCCUAAUGCAGCCUUUUGGAUGGCCCCUCCUGACAUCAACAGAUCCCUAAUUGUUGAUUACAACAACAGGGACUACAAAAUCCUGCAUUAUCAUCAAGCAGCGAAUGUAUCAAUUUUUGAUUUGGGCUGUUUGCAGAAAUGUCAGACGAUAUCGAUAGAUUUUUCGAAGACAGAGAACGUAGAAUGGCUGAAACCGUAUUCUACAUUGUUCUACGUCGCUCAACAAGAUUUAUCAAUUUUUGAUACAAGAAUGCCUGGACGAGCAGCUGUAAUUCAUGGUGCAGGACCAGGUCUCAUCUCUUGUAAUGCAAGUGGUGCAUCUCCUUUCAGUUUAAUUGCUGGAUAUUCAAGUGGAAACGUAUCUUUGUUCGAAAUGAGGACAAUGACCGAGGAAUCCUCAUACAACAUGGGUAAAGGUUUGUCACACUUCGAUGUCCACAAACAUUUGCCUUAUGCUGUUGGAAUUUCUGAUUCUUUGGUUUCUUUUUCUUCUGAGACUGGAGUUUUGGAAAUGAAGAAGCAUAUGGUUGGAACUGUUCCUGAGGCAUUCGCUUUGCAUCCAAACGAAAAUGCCUGCGCUAUCAAAAUUAAUAACAGAGUUCAAUCAAUUUUUAUUGAUUACGAUUCAUGA